Solea solea (common sole) is the source of this 1232-nucleotide messenger RNA. RefSeq names its product FRA10A associated CGG repeat 1 (gene fra10ac1). Bases 116 to 1120 code for a protein of 334 amino acids. NCBI's taxonomy places the organism in Eukaryota, Metazoa, Chordata, Actinopteri, Pleuronectiformes, Soleidae. Gene Ontology annotation, biological process: dephosphorylation. The record is from RefSeq and is a predicted model, not a curated record. Gene Ontology annotation, molecular function: phosphatase activity. The transcript has 14 exons.
CAUCCACGGAGCUGGGCUAUAACGUCAUCGGGCCACGACGUACGUCAUCAUUAGGCGACGCCCAGUUUCAUUUUGUAAACAUUGGGGAGUCGCAGGAGAACGUGAAGGGAAAAUCAUGGAUAAUCUCGUGAAGGUGCACGGCGGUGGUGGCUAUGACUCUGACUUCAGCGAUGAUGACGCACAGGGUGAAUCUUCAAACAGAGGCGUUAAAAGAAAAAGCGAGGAGGAAAUCUUGCAGAAGCCGUUCCAGAAAGGUCGCCACUCCCAGGUGGCUCAUCGGAGUUCACACUCAAAUGAGCUGGACAGAGAGGAAGCUAAGAACAGGAGAGCCCACCUGAUAUCACUGAAUGCUUUUGAAAGACAUAAGAAGUUUGUUGGCGACUACAUUCUUUAUUAUGGCGGACAGAUGGCCGACUUCAGACGCUCUGGUGCUAAAGACAAAACAGACUUUGACGUGCUGCGUGAGAAUCACCGCUUCCUGUGGAGGGAUGAGGAUGAGGAUGACAUGACAUGGGAAAAAGAACUCGCCAAGAAGUAUUAUGACAAGCUGUUUAAAGAGUACUGCAUCGCUGAUCUCAGCAGGUACAAGGAAAAUAAGUUUGGAUUUCGUUGGCGGACUGAGAAUGAAGUUGUCUCUGGAAAAGGUCAGUUCCAGUGUGGAAACAAACGCUGUGAGAAGCAGGAAGGCCUGAAAAGCUGGGAGGUGAAUUUUGCCUACGUGGAAUGCAGCGAGAAGAGGAAUGCGCUCGUCAAACUCAGACUCUGCCCUGAAUGCUCUUUCAAACUCAACUAUCAUCACAAGAGGAAGGAGGUGAAAGCCAAGAAAAAGACUAAAAGGUUACUGGAGGAGAACCAGGAGCCACCACAGAAGAAGAGGAAGACGAGUGGGAAGAAGAGAUCGUCCUCACAUUCCAAGAAGCAUAAAGACAAGAGGCACAGAGAUCGCUCCACCUCCUCCAGCAGCUCAGAGGAGUCGCUGAACUCGGACAAAGACUCUGAAGCUGAGGAUAAACCAGAGGACCAAUCGGACGCUGAACACUGGCGAGGACCCGCCCCCGCAGUUGAGGAAAAGUCAAGGGAGGAGGAGUUUGACGAGUACUUCGAAGACAUGUUCCUCUGACUCCACCGGCAUCAGCUGCAAACCCUGCCGCGACUGCAUUUCCUCCCACACUCUGCUCUGUUCUGUCUUGUGUACGAGUUGUUGUUCUUUGUCUGCAUACACAGAAAUAAAC